GGGAGGAGGGAGAAGAAGGAGUGAGAAUCUGCAGCUGCCGCACAGCUGGGCCGAACCAGCUGCUUCUGGGCGGGAUUUUGCAGGGUUUGGGUGGUGGCUUGUGGUCUGGCUUGGGCUUGGGGUCUGCCUCUGCCUCUGGUUCUGGCUGCAGCUCCCGCCGGGGCUCUGGCUUCGCAUCCUGCUGGUGCUCCUCAUGCAUGGCUCCACGGUCCCUCAGCCACGUUAUCUUGUUGCUGGGUGGUGCUGUGGCUGUGCUGGGCUCGGUGCUCUUCGUUGUAUGGAAGGCCUACUUCAGUGAUGGUAGCGGGCGGCGGCGGAGGCCCUGGUGGGAAGCAGAGCUGAGCCCCUAUGUGGGAGAGCUGAAUCCAGAUGAGCGACAGGUCCUGGUGCUAGGUCUGGAUGGGGCUGGGAAAAGCACCAUCCUGCACUGCCUCUCUGGCCAUAGAGCCAAAGAGCGAAUGGCUCCAACCUGGGGCUUCAAUUCUGUUCGGCUUCCCACGGAGAGCUUUCAGAUGGAUUUGCUAGAGGUUGGUGGUAGCCAGAAUCUGCGGUUUUACUGGAAGGAGUUCCUAAGCCAGGCUGAUGUGUUAGUGUUUGUGGUAGAUUCUGCUGACCGGCUAAGGCUACCCUGUGCUCGGCAGGAGUUGCAUAUGCUGCUGGCAGAAGAUCCUGACCUGCCUGUGGUUGUAGUAGCUAAUAAACAGGACAAGAGUGAGGCUUUGAGCGUGGCUCAGCUACAGCAAGAACUGGACCUGCAAGCCUUUGACCAGCGGGAGUUUUUCUUGCUGCCAGUGAGCAUUCCCCCAGCUGGGCCGGACUCUUCACCUCCCAGUAUUCACCACGUCUGGACACUGCUGUUGGACCUUCUCUCCCAAGCUUGACUGGAAAUAUACCUCCUGGGGUAAGGGCUGCCCACUCGUUUUCCCACAGCCCAGUCCUCCGGCAGAAGUUUACAUAACCUUCAGGAGAGGUGCUUUUUGGAAGAUCACUGAAAGCCUUAGAUUUGGAGUCAAGACCUGGAUCCCAAUCUAGUUGGUUAAUACUCAUUACUUUUAGGAAAGUCACUUCACCUCAUGGGCUUGUGUCCUCAUCUAUAAGAUGAGGGGUUGGUCCAAAGUGGUUCUUUCCAGGUUUAAAAUCCUGGACCUGGAUCCUAAAAUCAUAAUCCUGGUGCUCAGAGAAAAAGAAUUUAGGAGCCUGGAUAAGCUCAAAUAGAUUCUUUUGACUUCCUUUUCCUUAAAGUCCUGAGUUAAUCUGGGCUGAGGAAAGAAAUUCCUUCUCUGCCUACUGAAUCUGGGAUGGCUGGGGCAGCAGUCACUUUCUAGGGAGCCUCAGAGUAAGCAGCCCUUUUAAGCUCUGCUCUCAGGCCACCCAGUGGCUGUUAGAAUACUUGCCUACAGUGCCAAACCAUCUCAUACAUGAAGUGGUUUAUUAAUGACAAUAUAGCAUAAUAGGAAAAAAAAAAACCCACAACACUGAAGUCAGAAGAAUUGAACUUGAAUUUACUCUGUUAUUAAUGACCCUUGCAAUUGCAAGUAAAUGAUUUCCAUUUCUUGAGCCCGUUUCAUUUCUGCCUGGCAUGGGGCAGGGGGCCAAAAGAACAGUCCUUCCCUCUCUCCCCCACCCCCAGUCUCUUAUCACCACCUUUCAUCCCCCCAAUCUCAUAAAGCCAUGGUAAGGCUCCAAGAUCUUGGUGCUACUUGCCUCACAGGGUUGUGGUGAGCAAAGCAUUUUGUGAACCAUAAAGCACCACAGAAAUAUAAAACUAUUGUUUUUAAUUCUUGAGGAAGCAUGGCAUAAUAGGUAAGAGCUAAUCCAGGGAGUUAGGAAAACCUGGAUUCAAGUCUUGCUUUGGACUGAUAGUACCUAAGGAGCCUGAGUUAUGCUACUUGGCUUUUCUUGGAUUACAAAUUACGGAUGGUAAAUUUCCAAACUGGCUUUUUUUCACACUACUGAAACUAUAGGGGCUGGUAUCCCCAAUUUUUUUAGAUUAGCAUUGUAUUAUUCACCGUUUGCUUCAUGGACUGCCACAAAAAUGGAUGAGGAAAGGCCAACAUUUCGUCCAGUAAUGCUGUAUCAUGGAAUGCCACAUUUAGUACCAGUGACCCAAAGAGUAGUGAAGAGAUUGACUAGUGACGUGGCAAGUGCACAAAAAAAGUUUUGUAUCACCAAUGGUGAACUUGAAGAAUGAUAUGGAGUCUGCUCUGGAGAACAAAUGACUUGAAGCGGGCUGUAAAUGGAACAAAGGUGGAAGAUAAGUAUAGCCAUAGCAUGCAACAUAUUAAAAGAAUUUUAAAAGACCUUCAGCACCCUGGGCAGAGCAUCUACAGAUGAUGUGAGCAUGUGAGAUGGCUGCCACUCAUCAAUAGGUUGAAAUAUGGAGCCGUGGAGGCAGCACUCGUGCCAAGGAGAUGCUAAUUCAGUGUUUCACAGCCUUGACUAUCUUUAAGGUCUCAGGAUUUGACUUGAUUGCCAAGUCCUUUUUUCCCACAGCUCCUGGAGGCAAUGAUACCAAUGGUUCCCAUAUUGUCACUUCUGGACUCUAGCCCUGGCCUACUGUCAGUAACAUGUUUGCAGAUCCUCUUCUAAAGUAAACUCUAUUUCAUUGAGAUUAACAUUGAGGAUAUGUUCUACAAGCAGUAUCUGCAGGUUCUGGGAAGGAGACUGCCAAGUUCUAAGCUUAUUUGCUUCCUGAUCUAAAGUCAGGGAGAAGAGUUAACAUUUGUGGGACUAAUAGGCAUUUUCCUUAGGUCCAUCACUGUCUUGUGACCCUGCCCAGACCUGACUUCUCUCCAGUCCCCUUCCUCAAGGCCAUGACACUCCAAAAUAAGCACAAACUGUUCCUAAGAUGGAGAACAUGGAGGCAGGUACUGGGCAGUGAACUGAGUUAGAAGCCCUUGGUUUUAACUGUGCUACUGCCACCUUGGCUAAGCCAUGUCCCCACUGUAAAAUAAAAAGGGCACAGUUGAUCUCGGAGAGUCUACUCAGCUUUCACUUCUUGUAUUGCAUGUUCUUAUAGGCUGUCACAAAGUUAUCGAUGUGCUAUUAAUUCUGCAUAAGCUCUCAGGGGCAGAAAACUGUUUAGGGAAACCAACCUAUCAGACUGCAGGGCUGGGCUUGAGCUUCAGUCUAACAUCUCCAUUUUAAAGGAAGCAAGCCCAAAUUCCAGACUCAGUCCUGUUUUCUGGCACUGUUGUUCACAGAUUGGAAGGUCAGCAUGGUCAGGAAGGGAAGAUGACCCAAACUGUGGAUGUCAUUAUUGUAAUAACCUUUCCCAAAAGGUCAAGGGAAGAGUUCUGCUAGUUUUUUAACAUCUUUAAAGGCUGUAAAAGCAUUAUUACUCUAAUGGCAUCAACUGUUAAUAGAAUUGCAGGGAAUAUAAAAUCUGAACUGGCUCUCUACUACCAUGCUGGCACUUUCAGGGAUCACAAACAAAUUCAUUAAUUCUACUAAACAUCAAGUGUUCCAACAGUAUAAGUUUUAGUAUAUUCAUGCCAAUGUUCCCUUUAAGCAGUUAAUCAUAUUGGAAUAUGGUUAAAGGAUAAAAAUAAUUUUUACUUGUAUGGGAGUAAAGAGGCUUGGAUUCUUGUCUGAGCUUUACCACUAAUUGUACAUGUGAUACCAGACAAGUCACUUCCUUGUGUUUGGGACCCAUCUGUGAAAUAGGUUAGACCCAGUUGAUCUUUAGGUCCUUUCCAGCUGUCAAAAUGCUCUGGUUCUAAUUGCUUCUCUAUGGUCACUCAUAUGCUGACAUAUGAUAUAAAACUAGUUUUAUAGGUAACGGGGGAAAAAAACUAAGCAUGGGCCACAUCAAAUAAAGUUUUGAUUUAGUUCUCUACUCUCCAUUAGGAAAAACAUCCAAUUCCCUUGCUUUUUAGAUUUAGGAGGAAAAAAUUGGGUGGGGGGAGGGGGAAGAAGGAAAAUUAUUUGAUAAAUCCAAAAGUAACAAAAAUAAACUUCAAUUUCAUAAUCCAGCUAAAUUAGAGAAGCAAAAGUGAGAUAAGAAUGAAAAGCUUAAUAAGUUUGAAGAUUGUGUCCUACUGUCUACUUUUAUCAUAGGCAAAAAUUAUGAUUGCCCUGCAAAAUUCUAAUUAGCUAUCCAGUCACUUAAAUAAAGUCUUGUUUCCCGUGUAAUCUUAAGGUUAAUUUAGUGUGGCAAGUAUUAAGGUUUUGGAAAUGUCCUUUGCUAUUUUAUAGAGGUAUCUAGAUCCUUUUUAAAAGCAUCAAAAAUGAUUCCCUAACAUCCCUUGCAUCUAUGGACUACAACUUCCUUAUCUUGUAAGUAAAUAUUGUAUUUAGAACUAGCAUUUAUCUUAAGACUUUGCAAACACUUUUCUCCCCACCAAAAAAGAAAAAAUCACACUGAUUUGGGAUCAAUUAGAAAAUUUAAAAAAAAAGCUUCCUUGGAAAUAAGUUUUCAAGACUAGUGCUACAAAUAAGACAGAAGCUGCUGGGAACUGUUACCUGGGCUAGAGGGUUGUCAAUCAGAAUCAUCUCUUUUUGAGAUGUGAGUUGGAUUAUAAAGGUCUCCUCCCAUUUCAAAACUAAUCAUCAUGCUUCACAAUGGAGAUUAUUAUAUUAACAAGUCCUUUUCUCAACUGGUACCCAAUAGGACAAAAUAAGAACAUAAACAUAGUAUUUGCUAAGGACUCUUUACUACCUUGUUAUUUCUUUCUUAGUUAUUACUGGGCAAUAAUUUUUCUCACCCAAGUCUGACCCUAUGGAACACAACUCUAAUUUAUGAGUCUGCUAUAAACACAACUCUGGCAACUCAGCUCCUUUUACUACCUCAAUUCCAUGCAAAUAGCACCAACUCUAUUGACUCUGAAUUCUUGGGAGUUCCAAUCCAACCUACACAUGCAUGAUCCCUUCUCUGACCCUAAAUUUACUUGGGGUUAGAUGAGAGCUACAUUGUUGAGAUCUUAAGUCCAGUGAGUCUGUGUCUUUUGAUUUUUGUAACUAUAAAAAAAAAAAGCCUCGAG
Sarcophilus harrisii (Tasmanian devil) is the source of this 4982-nucleotide messenger RNA. It is a transcript of the gene ARL10, whose product is annotated as ADP ribosylation factor like GTPase 10. Gene Ontology annotation, molecular function: GTP binding; GTPase activity. The transcript has 4 exons. Lineage: Eukaryota; Metazoa; Chordata; Mammalia; Dasyuromorphia; Dasyuridae. The record is from RefSeq and is a predicted model, not a curated record. Bases 198 to 881 code for a protein of 227 amino acids.